GCGAGCGACAGAAGUUGGCGUGCGCACGGCGAACCGUGGGCGGCUCUUCACCGAGGAGGCAUAGGGGCGCCAUGGCCGCAGACGAAGAUGAGUUGAAUCUUCUGGUUAUCGUAGUUGACACCAACCCGAUUUGGUGGGGAAAGCAAGCAUUAAAAGGAUCUCAGUUUACUUUAUCCAAGUGCAUGGAUGCUGUGAUGGUGCUCGCAAAUUCCCACCUGUUCAUGCACCGCUCCAACCAGCUGGCUGUGAUAGCCAGUCACAUUCAGGAAAGUCGAUUCUUAUACCCGGGGAAGAACGGCAGACUUGGAGACUUCUUCGGAGACCCUGGCAACCCCCUUCCUGACUGCAAUCCCUCUGGGAGUAAAGACGGCAAAUAUGAGCUGUUGACAGCCGCAAAUGACGUGAUCGCUGAGGAGAUCAAAGAUCUGAUGACCAAGGGUGACUUAAAGGGCCAGCACACAGAGACACUGCUAGCAGGAUCCCUCGCCAAAGCCCUCUGCUACAUUCACAGAAUGAACAAGGCAGUUAAAGAUAACCAGGAGAUGAAAUCAAGGAUAUUGGUGAUCAAGGCUGCAGAGGACAGUGCGCUACAGUACAUGAACUUCAUGAAUGUCAUCUUCGCUGCUCAGAAGCAGAACAUUCUCAUUGACGCCUGCGUCCUAGACUCGGAUUCAGGGCUCCUCCAACAGGCUUGUGAUAUCACAGGGGGAUUGUACCUGAAGGUGCCUCAGAUGCCUUCUCUCCUGCAGUACUUACUGUGGGUUUUUCUUCCGGAUCAAGAUCAGCGAUCUCAGCUAAUCCUCCCACCUCCGAUCCAUGUGGACUACAGGGCUGCCUGCUUCUGUCAUCGAAGUCUCAUUGAGAUUGGCUAUGUCUGCUCUGUGUGUCUGUCCAUUUUCUGCAAUUUCAGCCCCAUCUGCACCACGUGCGAGACAGCUUUUAAGAUCUCCCUCCCUCCUGUACUGAAGGCCAAGAAAAAGAAACAGAAGGUGUCCCUGUGAUGAACAGACACUCCCAUCUCUCGCCACAGGCCAACUCCCUGGGGGAAUACUGCUCCCAUCCCUGCUUGUGGGGUGGAGCUGAAGUGUACCCAAGCCUCUGAUGUUGUCUGGAAAGGGGGCAAGCACAGUGUUAGGACUCUGUUUGUUGUUUUAAGGUAGCAGUUGCUUGGCAGAAGCUGGCUGGUGCUGCUUUGUUUGUUGUUGCUCUGUCCGUUGGGGCUGGGUGUUGAACCCUGGCCUAGCAUGUCCUCAAGCAGUUCCCACCCUGAGCGGCAGCCCCCUGGGAUUUUGUAUUUAGAUGGUCCUCUAUCAAGAUGGGCAGCGUGUGAAGCAGGAAGGCAACUUAGGAGAAUGACCAGCAUUGGGUCAUUAUCAGUUGUGAUAGAGUAUCUUUUUUUUUGUUUGGUUUUUCGAGACAGGGUUUCCCUGUGGCUUUGGAGGCUGUCCUGGAACUCGCUCGGUAGACCAGGCUGGUCUGGAACUCACAGUGAUCCGCCUGCCUCUGCCUCCCGAGUGCUGGGACUAAAGGCGUGCGCCACCAACACCCGGCUGUGAUAGAGCAUCUUAAUUGGGCAGGUGGUACAUGCCUGGAAUCCUGAACUUGGAAGACUGGGUCAGGAACGUUUUGGGUUCAGAUGUCGCCUGGGAGAUACACACACACAUACACACCAUCUUUUAAGAAAAUGAACAUUUUACAUAAAUUGUUUCCUUUAACUAUAUUCAAAUGUAACCUGACCUAAAGGCACAAGCCUUCAGUCCCAGCACUCAAGGAGCAGAGUUUGAGGCCAGCCUUGUCUACAUAGUAAGUUCAAACCAGCCAGGGCUGCAUCUUGCCAGCUUGUUUACAAAAACAAAACAAGCAAAACCCAGUAGUCAAAUGUACAUGAACCUGAUUAACUGGAGCCUUCCCUUCAGGUGUUAGCUGUUUGAUAUUCCUCUGAUACACCAGCAUAUUUGCAGUUAACUAAAAUUAUUAUUGAUGGUUUUCACCAAAAAUGUAUAAGAUCUGAGUUUAAAUCUACACGGAGAACGGAGCAUGGCUGCAGUAAAGUUUGCCAGACACACAGGGAAGAAUUGUUGGCAGGGUCAGCCACUUACAGGGGAAAAGGAGCUAUCUGUCCUAUCUGUAUAAUUCUGUCAUUUUUAAUAGAAACAACAUUAAUAUUAGAGAACUGUUAAUACUAGAAAUGUAAAUUAGUCCAAUAGAAACACUUGUAAUUUCAACAAUAAAAAUUCUAUUUUUAUAUUUA
Messenger RNA from Mesocricetus auratus (golden hamster), 2251 nucleotides. It is a transcript of the gene Gtf2h3, whose product is annotated as general transcription factor IIH subunit 3. The record is from RefSeq and is a predicted model, not a curated record. The transcript has 13 exons. Gene Ontology annotation, cellular component: transcription factor TFIIH core complex; transcription factor TFIIH holo complex. NCBI's taxonomy places the organism in Eukaryota, Metazoa, Chordata, Mammalia, Rodentia, Cricetidae. Gene Ontology annotation, biological process: nucleotide-excision repair; regulation of DNA-templated transcription. The coding region runs from base 72 to 1001 and encodes 309 amino acids.